GGUUCCAUUUUUAACAAGAGAAGAAUCGUGGGGUUGCUUCUUUUUUUGUUCUCCUUUCUCCCUGUGCUGAGAGAGAGAGAGAGAGGCUAGAGAGAGAAUGGGGAGAGGGAGGGUGGAGCUGAAGAGGAUCGAGAACAAGAUCAACAGGCAAGUGACGUUCGCGAAGAGGAGGAAUGGGCUCCUCAAGAAAGCCUACGAGCUCUCCGUGCUUUGCGACGCGGAGGUCGCUCUAAUCAUCUUCUCCCAUAGAGGAAAGCUGUACGAGUUCUGCAGCAGCUCAAGCAGCAUGCUCAAAACCUUGGAAAGGUAUCAAAAAUGCAACUAUGGAGCACCGGAGCCUAGCAUCUCUACCCGGGAAGCACAACUGGAGCUAAGCAGUCAGCAGGAAUAUCUGAAACUUAAGGCACGCUAUGAAGCCCUACAGCGAACGCAAAGGAAUCUUCUUGGGGAAGAAUUAGGCCCUCUGAGCAGCAAAGAACUGGAGUCUCUGGAAAGGCAGCUCGAUUCAUCCUUAAAGCAGAUUCGAUCCACUCGAACACAGUAUAUGCUGGACCAGCUCACUGACCUUCAACGCAAGGAGCAGCACCUCAACGAAGCAAACCGGACCUUGAAGCAGCGGCUCAUGGAAGGGUACCAAGCAACUGCGCUGCAAAUGAACCCAGCCGCUGCGGAGGAAAUGGUUUAUGGUGGUAGGCACUUGGCUCCACCACAUCAUGGACAUGAUGCCUUCUUUCAUCCCCUAGACUGUGAACCCACCUUGCAAAUUGGAUACCCACAAGAUCCUUCUGCAUCGGUAGUCACAGCAGGUCCGAGUUCAAGUAGUUACAUGCCAGGAUGGUUGCCAUGACAGACUGUGGAAGCUCGUUUUGCUUAUAUAUAUAUAGAUAAUCGUCCUUGAUUUGUUCUCUGUGAUGUCCAAUGGAAAAAGAACAUGUGACGAUAAGGUUAUGCAAUUAUGGUUUCGAGUUUGGGGAAUACUCGGAAAUAAUUAAUCUAUAGUGUGAUUCCGUGUGUGUUCGCGAAUCAUUAUCGCCAUUAUGAAUUCGUUUGAUCCA
Messenger RNA from Eucalyptus grandis, 1055 nucleotides. Its product is annotated as agamous-like MADS-box protein MADS4. The record is from RefSeq and is a predicted model, not a curated record. Bases 98 to 847 code for a protein of 249 amino acids. Lineage: Eukaryota; Viridiplantae; Streptophyta; Magnoliopsida; Myrtales; Myrtaceae. The transcript has 8 exons. Gene Ontology annotation, cellular component: nucleus. Gene Ontology annotation, biological process: positive regulation of transcription by RNA polymerase II. Gene Ontology annotation, molecular function: RNA polymerase II cis-regulatory region sequence-specific DNA binding; DNA-binding transcription factor activity, RNA polymerase II-specific; protein dimerization activity.